This is a messenger RNA of Capronia epimyces CBS 606.96, 1428 nucleotides long. RefSeq lists its product as uncharacterized. The transcript is spliced from 4 exons. Lineage: Eukaryota; Fungi; Ascomycota; Eurotiomycetes; Chaetothyriales; Herpotrichiellaceae. The record is from RefSeq and is a predicted model, not a curated record. Gene Ontology annotation, molecular function: flavin adenine dinucleotide binding; NADP binding; N,N-dimethylaniline monooxygenase activity. Bases 1 to 1428 code for a protein of 475 amino acids.
AUGGGGAAUGCAGACCAAAGUCGGCGACCGGUUCGACGGGUCGCCGUCAUCGGGGCUGGCCCGUCCGGAUACGCUGCGGUCCGGGCUCUGGCGUUGGAGAAGAAAUUCGACGUGAUUCGCGUCUUCGAGAGAAGAAAUCAAGUCGGGGGCCUGUGGCACUACGAUGCUAUCCCGGAUAGAUUCCCAUUGGCAUCAGGGGAGCCACGGCAAUUGACUGGCCCAUCUCAGCUGCCAGGGUAUGCCGUGCCAGCUGCAGAGGACACCACGGCGCGAACGGCCAUCUAUGAUAAGCUCGACAGCAAUGUGGGCGCGGCCAUCAUGUCCUUCUCUCACGCCCCGUUCCCGAUCAAGAAUUCGGCCACUUCGGUCUUGAGACUCGGGCCUGACAACGACUCGCGGCCGUUCCAGGUAGUCCAGCAAUACCUGGAAAAUCUCUUCCAAGAGUACCACCAUUUGAUUUCACUCAAUACCACGGUCGAAAAGGCCAAGAAGGUCGGAGACGAAUGGGUUCUCUCUCUCCGACAGCCCGGACACAUUCGAGACGGCCAGCCCAAGGAUUUCUGGUGGCAGGAGAGGUUCGAUGCCGUGGUAGCGGCGAGUGGCCACUACAAUGUCGGGUGGAUUCCUGAGAUCGCCGGCCUGGCGGAGACUUAUCGACAAGCCCCUGACCACUUCGAGCAUUCCAAGUCAUAUCGGACGCCAGAUAACUAUGUUGCAAAGAAAGUGCUCGUGGUGGGCGGCAGCAUCUCAGCGGCCGACAUUGUCAGCGACAUUCACCGCCUCGUGAAGGGCCCGCUGUACAGCGCCCAGAGGCGUGUCAAUGAAAACCUGAUCCCGGCAUGGCAGCUGCCCGGGGUGGUACAAAAGGGCCAGGUGAAGAGGGUCUUCGGGCAUGACAACCAAGUGGGCGUUGAGUUCGACGACGGCAGUGUCGUGGUAGGGUUUGACAAGGUCAUCUUUGCCACAGGCUUCCGCCUGUCGUAUCCCUACCUGGUGCCUAAUCCCGUCACGCCUACAAAUCGUCUGGCCGGACUCUAUGAGCACAUCGUGAAGAUCGGCGACCCGACGUUGAGUUUUGUCGGCCAGGUGAAGGGAGGAUUGAGCUUCCGCGUCUACGAGUAUCAGGCGGUUGCCGUCGCUCGAAUUCUGGCCGGGCGGGCCAUAUUGCCCCCGGUGGCCGAGCAAAAGGCCUGGGAGGAGAAGCGGCUCCAGGAGAAAGGAGAUUCAGUGCGUUUCCACGAGAUCUUGCCCGACUUUGAACAGUACUGGAACAGGCUGCGCGACAUCGCCGGCAAGCCUGCGCCCGAAUCGGACAGCUACGAACUCCCGGCGUGGCGGCAGGAAUGGGUUGAUCUUGCUCUGGGGAUUCUGGCGAAGAAGGCCCAGUGGUGGGCAGAACAGGCCCGGAUCGCGAGGCCCCGACUAUGA